AUGAAAAAAGAGACUGCAAAAGAGCACAAGCAAGCACCAAAAGGUGAAACAGCAGUAAAUCGAGCCCCAGUAAAAGCGAAGUCCCAGCAAAAGAGCAAAGCAAAGCACCAAAAAAGUAAAAUAUCAGAAAGGCAAGGCAGCAGCAAGCGAAGCACCACAGCAAGCAAUGCACCAAAAAGCAAAGUCCUAGCAAAAGAGCAAAUACUAGAAACCAGUACCAGUAAAAGCGAAGUUCUAGCAAAGCACCAAAAAAGCAAAGCAUCAUUUAAUAUCACCAGUGAAAACGAUAAUACAAGAGAAUUGAAAGCAUUAACAAACAACGACGCGUCACUUGCAGAAUGA
Molecule: messenger RNA, 342 nt
Organism: Racocetra persica
Lineage: Eukaryota; Fungi; Glomeromycota; Glomeromycetes; Diversisporales; Gigasporaceae
Source: the annotation of a GenBank genome assembly